Caenorhabditis angaria is the source of this 1942-nucleotide messenger RNA. NCBI's taxonomy places the organism in Eukaryota, Metazoa, Nematoda, Chromadorea, Rhabditida, Rhabditidae. The record is from the annotation of a GenBank genome assembly.
AUGACAAGUGUCUCUCCAGAAGAUACAACAAAAUCCGAAGAAGUUGUUCAAAACAUCAAGCAUAUUCCGUUCUUUUUUCUAUUCUUGUGCACACUAUGUAUGUGCUCAAUUUAUGCGAAUCCCACGAUUUAUCAAACUACGAUUAAUUUUUUGCAUGAGUUCAAGAAUGAGUCAGCUUCAGAUUGUGAGUUUUUGUGAAAAAAAUUAAAAUUUGCAAAUGAAAAAAAAUAUUCAGUCUACGAAGAAAUCGACAAUCAUUACGACGCUGAAAAAUCACAAAACGUGGAUGUUAUUUUAAAAUAUGUCUAUUAUUUAUCAAACCCUCAGAAGGAGUCGCUGAUAACAGUUACACCUGUAGGAACUGUUUUAGCAGCUGCUCCGAUAGCUUUUGCCUAUAAUAAUAUGGGAUUCAGGUAGGUAGGGCUUUUUAUUGUUAAAAAAAUUUAAAUGGCCUUCCUCUCGAGGAUUGAGGUGUGCAAACACUGCGACGCACUUUUGCGUACAGUUCAGAGCGAUAGUUCCCCAAAAAUAUUUUAUUUUAAAAAACUUCCAGAAGAAGUUUCGUGAUGGUCGCAUUCCUCUCAAUAAUCCCCGCUCUAUUUUACCCAUCAGUGGUCAACGCCAAAACAUACCUCCUCGCAAUUAUCCUUCGUAUCAUGCAAGGUGUCUCCCUGGCCGGUUGGAUCCCCUAUAUCUGCAAACUUUCUGUAUUUCUACCCUUCGAUCAUAUCACCGUCCCACUUUUGGUAUUCGCCUAUUCUCAUCUAACUGAAAUAUUUGUGCAUCCGAUUGUCGCGCAUAUGGCGAAUUCGAGCUUGGGUUGGCAUUCGGCGCAUUAUGGCGGUUGCAUUUUUGUGGUUCUUGUGUUUUUGUUGUUUGUUGUGAUACAUUUUGAUGAGGAUUUUAAAGAUCGAGCGGUUACGAUCGGAUUUUGCAAUGUAAGUUAUCUCAUUUACUUCAAGAAACCCUUUUUUGUUUUCAGGCAAUGUUUGAAUAUGAACGAACGCGUUCACGAACAUUCGAUCUACGAAUCCCAUACCUCUCAAUCUACCAAGACUUCCGAAUCUGGGUCAUAUUUUUCACAUCCUUCGCCUACGGUUGUGCACUCCAGCUUUUCUAUCAAUUCGGUCCCACGUUUUUCCACAAAGUUGUGGGGCAUUCAGAAAUAACUUCAGCAUAUCUGACGAUUUUCGCGCCGUUUUUGAAUUUGGUUACAUCGACGACGUCGAUUUAUUUGUAUCAGAAGUUGGCGUAAGUGAAGUAGAGAGUUAGCUCAAUUCUUACUGAGCUUUUUUCCAGCAACUCCGAGCGCAACAAAAUGCGCUUCUUCAACAGUGUCGCCUUCGUCACCUGCGGUAUCUUCCUCUUCCUUCUCGGAUUCUUCGACCCCGUCAAACAUCAAGUCAUCGUCACCGUAAGCCACAGCUGAAUCAACAAUUUUGUUCAAAAAAAAAACAUAAUUUAGCUGAUGUUCAUUCUGGCUUCCUCCUUAUUGGGAUGUUCUUUCGCAGGACAUCUUCGGAUGAAUCAAUUGAGAUCCGGACAUUUGCAUUUGUUCCUGCUGGUUAAUAUCUUUAUUGUGAAUUCGAGUGCAAUGUUUUUCUCGUCUCUGCUGAAUGUGUUGAUUGCGAAAAACACGGAUUAUGGUGAGCUGACAGAGACAGAGAAGCUAGACGCAUAGCCGCUAGGGACGCAGGGGGAUACAGCGUGCAAAGCUACUAGACAAAAUAAGAACAUGUUCAAGUCAAAAUUUCUGAAAAAAAAGUUUUUUUCAGCUUCCUGGUCUACCCUAUUCAUAGUGCACGCUGUAUUCCUCAUCAUCGCAAAUAUCAUAUUUUUCUUCUUCUGCUCAUCCGAAAGAGCACAUUGGGCACGAGAAGGUUACGAAGACACGUCAAUUCAACCAGUUCGAGACGAACCCCUCCCUCAAUUCCCGCUAUGA